Manis pentadactyla (Chinese pangolin) is the source of this 2138-nucleotide messenger RNA. It is a transcript of the gene TRIB3, whose product is annotated as tribbles pseudokinase 3. The record is from RefSeq and is a predicted model, not a curated record. Gene Ontology annotation, cellular component: nucleus. Gene Ontology annotation, molecular function: protein kinase activity; mitogen-activated protein kinase kinase binding; ATP binding. NCBI's taxonomy places the organism in Eukaryota, Metazoa, Chordata, Mammalia, Pholidota, Manidae. Gene Ontology annotation, biological process: protein phosphorylation; positive regulation of proteasomal ubiquitin-dependent protein catabolic process; regulation of MAP kinase activity. The transcript has 4 exons. Bases 233 to 1309 code for a protein of 358 amino acids.
GGCGGAUUAGCUCAGGUUUACAUCACCCGGCAGGGAGCCGGAGCCCGGUGCCGGCGCCGCCGGGACACUCACGGCGGAAGCGGCGGCGGCUCCACACGCGUCCGACGGCUGGGCCGGGGCAGAGGUUCACCGGGACCGCGAGUUUAGCCGCAGCGCCGCGGACCCAGUCCACCUGCGGGUGCCCUGGGACUCCGCUGGGGAGGCGGCAGGACCUCGCCGCAGCGAGGGCAAGAUGCAAGCGACCCCUCUGGCUGCUCCUGUGGGUACCCACUCCAGGAAGAAGAGGUUGGAGCUGGACAAUGAUCUAGACACUGAGUAUCCCACCCAGAAACAAGCACGAAGCGGGCCCCAGCCCAGGCUGCCCCCCUGCCAGCUGCCCCUGAGCCCACCCCCUGCUCCAGUCCGUGCCCGUGCUGUGACCACUGCCUCCCAGCUUGGGCCCUAUGUCCUCCUGGAGCCUGAGGAGGGUGGCCAUGCCUACCGGGCCCUGCACUGCCCCACAGGCACCAAGUACACCUGCAAGGUGUACCCGGUCUGUGAGGCCCUGGCGGUGCUGGAGCCCUACUCACGCCUGCCCCCCCACCGGCAUGUGGCACGGCCCGCCGAGGUCCUGGCGGGCACCCGCUACCUCUACACCUUCUUCCCACGGUCCCAUGGGGACAUGCACAGCCUAGUGCGCCGCUGCCGUGGCCUCCCUGAGCCACGGGCUGCCGUACUCUUCCGCCAGAUGGCCGCCACCCUGGCACACUGUCACCAGCACGGUCUCAUCCUGCGAGAUCUCAAGCUGCGUCGCUUUGUCUUCACGGACUGUGAGAGGACAAAGCUGGUGUUGGAAAAUCUGGAGGAUGCCUGUGUGCUGACCGGGCCUGAUGACUCCCUGUGGGACAAGCAUGCGUGCCCGGCCUACGUGGGCCCAGAGAUCCUCAGCUCACGGGCCUCUUACUCGGGCAAGGCAGCGGAUGUCUGGAGCCUGGGCGUGGCGCUCUUCACCAUGCUGGCCGGCCACUACCCCUUCCAGGACUCAGAGCCUGCCCUGCUCUUUGGCAAGAUCCGCCGCGGGGCCUUCACCCUACCUGACAGUCUCUCGGCCUCAGCCCGCUGUCUGGUCCGCUGCCUCCUCCGGCGGGAGCCAGCUGAGCGGCUCACGGCCGCCGGCAUCCUGCUGCACCCCUGGCUGCGGGAGAACCCGAUCCUCUCAGCCCCACCCAGAUCCCAUCUCCGGGAGGCUGACCAGGUGGUCCCUGCAGGGCUGGGGUUAGAGGAGGUGGAGGAAGAGGAGGGAGAGAGAGAGGUGGGACUAUAUGGCUAGGGCUCCCCUACCAGACUCUCAGCUGCAACCAUGGAGUGAGCUUGGGGUAUCUCUAAGCUCUCCUGCCUCUUUGAACUGAGCCAAACCUAAGUGCCUUCUAGAAGGGAGGAAGGAGGCAGCAUGGAGAGUCCUGCACCCACAUUUACGGGGUUCCACACACUUGUGCACAUGACUCGGGCAGUCAGCAAGUCCUUCUUGGGAGCUCACUGUGUGCCAAGCCCUGUUCUAGGUGCUGCAAACAUAGCAGAGGAUUAAAGAGACAAAACUGCUCACAGAGCUGACAACACUUUUCCAGUUUGGAAAAUUCCAAUAAUUUCCAAGGGCAUUGUCUACACUGGGCACACUAAGCAUCCGCCCAGGCACCUCUGACGUGGGACAGUCCCUUUCACAAAGACACAGCUGCCUUUGUAUCUUGCACCUUUUCAGAGAAAGGGAAGCAUCCCUGUGCCAAGGGCUCCAGGCCCCUCUGACAACUUAGUACUCCAGACCCAGGCCAUGCCAGGAACUGUGCUCCCCAUGGCUCUGUCCUGUCAGUCAAGGGACUCUCUGUCCAGGCCUGAGCCAAGAAUUUGGGCUGGAAGAAUAAGAAUGCAAACUAUGAGGCUGGUCCUCAUUUAACUCAAGGAGUGGUUUGGAGUGAGGGUCCAGGCCAGUCCACCUCAGUGGCUCCCAACCUGAGCACCAGAGCUGGGGGACAGGACUGGGCAAGGUCUUCCCUGGCCUCCUGGGAAGUCCCAAGCCCUAUUCUGGGGACACAUUAAUACUAGGAGUUUUGGGUGCAAGAGUACAUAUUUUUACUUUGUGCCUAAUAAAGGAGUUAGGAAAUGUU